UCUCCAACCCCUAUCUCCCACCACUAAGGCUUGAAAAUUUUGUAAACAACGACGUGGACGUAGUAAAUUUAAUUAGAAUUUAGCCGUAAAGAUGCUGCGAUUUGUGGUGAUUCUUCUGUUGGCAUUAAGCUGUCAGCAAAUCCUUGCUGAAUUAACAGCCGCCGACUGCCGGGAGUUGGGCUUCAUUAAAGCCCAGUUAAUGUGUUCCAGUUGCGACAAACUAGAUGAUUAUGGCCUGGAUACCAUCAAACCCCAUUGCAAGCAAUGCUGCACUUUGGACCAACAGCCUGCGGCCCAGAGAACUUAUGCCAAGGCCAUUCUAGAGGUGUGCACAUGCAAAUUUCGGGCCUACCCACAGAUUCAGGCCUUCAUUCAGAGCGGCCGGCCCGCCAAGUUCCCUAACCUGCAGAUCAAAUACGUCAGGGGCUUGGAUCCCGUCGUCAAGCUCCUGGAUGCCGGUGGUAAAGUUCAGGAGACGCUGUCCAUCACAAAGUGGAACACGGAUACCGUGGAGGAAUUCUUCGAGACGCAUCUGGCCAAAGAAGGUGCUGGCAAGAGUUCUUACAGCGUGGUAGAGGAUGUCGACGGAGACGACGAGGAGGAUUAUCUCCGCACCAAUCGGAUCUGAGAUUAUCAUUCCCCAAGCAAUAGAUUAAUAAAUUCUGUAGAAAUUCCCUAACUCGAACCUCAUCUCCCACAUAAAAAAUUCGAGUUAAUGAAUGUUGAGGAUAAACGAA
Drosophila rhopaloa is the source of this 737-nucleotide messenger RNA. Its product is annotated as selenoprotein F. Bases 92 to 628 code for a protein of 178 amino acids. The transcript is spliced from 3 exons. The record is from RefSeq and is a predicted model, not a curated record. Lineage: Eukaryota; Metazoa; Arthropoda; Insecta; Diptera; Drosophilidae. Gene Ontology annotation, molecular function: oxidoreductase activity. Gene Ontology annotation, cellular component: endoplasmic reticulum lumen.